Eleginops maclovinus (Patagonian blennie) is the source of this 2622-nucleotide messenger RNA. RefSeq lists its product as uncharacterized. The coding region runs from base 70 to 2622 and encodes 850 amino acids. The record is from RefSeq and is a predicted model, not a curated record. NCBI's taxonomy places the organism in Eukaryota, Metazoa, Chordata, Actinopteri, Perciformes, Eleginopidae. The transcript has 7 exons.
AAAAAAAAAUCAUUUUAGGUACCCGGCUAGCUUGCUGUCAAACCUCUUCGCGAGUUCGCCAGUUAAGACAUGGGCAAAUGCAAAUUUUCGGACCUCUGGCUGGAGGAAUCGUUGUUUAAAGAAUGGCUUAGGCCAGUAGUUGGCAACAGCCAAGAGGCUUAUUGCAACGUCUGCAAGAAGACGAUAAGCAUUACCUGGAUGGGGGUGAAGGCGGUGAAAUCGCACAUGCUAUCAAGUAGCCACCAAGCUAGGAUGCGUGGACGUAAUGCUCAGCUACCGCUGUCACUGUUUUACACUGGCACAACGGCUACAUCGACGCCCUCAACCUCAACUGCUCCUUCAACCUCCACUGCUCCCUCAACCUCGCUUGCUCUCCCCCUGCAAUACCCUGCCAGUAGUCCUACCACCAGCAACAGGUGCACGACAGACGGUCAGAAGCAGACGCUAGGCACUACCACCUCUACCUUGCAGGCUGAGGUACUGUGGUGUUUAGAUGUAGCAAUGAAACACCACUCGUUCAACUCGAACGAAGGCAUAGGAGAGCUGUUCAGAAAUAUGUUCCCGGACUCCGAAAUCGCCAAAUCCUUCGCUUUGGGCAAGGAUAAAACCGGGUACAUAAUAAAAUUUGGCAUCGCACCCUAUUUUAAGAGGCAACUGGUUGAGGCCAUAAAUAAUGCCGGACCGUACGUCCUUAUGUUCGAUGAGAGCCUCAAUCAAUCGUCAAAGAAAAAACAAAUGGACAUACACAUUCGUUUUUUGGAGGAUGGUUGUGUACGCUCGAGGUAUUUUGGCUCACAAUUCCUGGGACAUGGGAGAGCUGACGAUCUGUUGCAGCACAUCAAAGAAUGUGUUGCAAAACUCAACAUGAGGCAGCUUCUCUCAGUAGGAAUGGAUGGCCCAAAUGUAAAUUUCAAACUCCUGGAUCUCCUUCAAAAGGAACAUGCUGAGCUGCAUGGAGGUGCUCAAGUCCUGAUGGUUGGGAGCUGUGGACUCCAUACCCUCCACAAUGCCAUGAAGGCAGGCUUUACAGGCUGGCAAAUUGACAAACUCCUGCGCGCUCUCCAUUACCUCUUCCACAACGUUCCUGCCCGGAGAGAGGACUACACCAACAUCACCGGGUCGUCCUGCUUUCCCCUCUCUUUCUGCGGCCACAGAUGGGUGGAAAAUGUGCCGGUUGCAGAGAGAGUCCUGGAAGUUUGGACCAUGAUUCAGAAGUUUGUCAAUGCUGUUGAGGAUAAGAAGGUCACAAAACCAAACACGGCCUCUUAUGAUGCCAUCCUGGCAGCACAAGGGGAUCCACUCUUAAUCCCAAAGCUUCAAUUCUUCCUCGCCAUUGCGAGAAGUUUUAACCCAUUUCUCAAGAAGUACCAAACAGACGAGCCAGUGUUGCCUUUUUUGGCAGAAGAUUUAACUGAGCUCCUGUUGAGUUUACUGCGGCGGUUCAUCAAAAGGGAACUCCUACAGGACCAAACCCCCCUGCAGCUGAUUAAAUUGGACAUCUCUGAGGAGAAGAACUGGGUCUCCCUCAAAAGGGCACUCCUGGGCAAACCAGGAUCAAAGAUAGGUGAACUCUCUGUACUCCACCUCAGAAAAGAGUGUUUGCAGGGUCUGAUUAAGAUCGUAAAGAAACUGCAGGAGAAAUCGCCAUUGAAAUUCCCCAUAGUUAGGCAGAUCACCUGUUUGGAUCCCACAAGGAUGGCCAGGGAUCCAGAGUGGUGCAUCCUACAGAUGAAGUCAUUAGUGCAGGCUUUCAUCCAGGGGCAGCAGCUGGCAGGUGGCAUUGCAGCUGGUGAUGUCAUCAUUCAGCAAUUCACAUCCUUUCUCUCGGUCGUGGGCAGAGAAGAAGAAUUUGUUUCCUUCCAACCCCUGAGGCAGCGUCUGGAUGUCUUUCUCCACUCUAAACUCUGCACGUCCCACCCUGACCUGCUAAAGUUCUGCCAAAGUGCUCUCCUCCUGUCCCAUGGACAAGCCACAGUGGAGAGAGGCUUCUCAGUAAAUAAGGAGGUAGAAACGUGCAACCUCCGUGAUGAAUCUCUCGAAGCCCUCAGAUUAAUCUGCGAUAAGGUAAUUGUCUGUGGCGGCGUUCUGAAAGUUCCUCUGACCAAGGAGCUCCUGGCCUCUGCUGCUUCAUCGAGGUCACAAUACAGGCUAUACCUUGAUAGUGAGCGGGAAAAAAAGGAGAAUGCCACACAGGAGCUGAAGAGGAAAGCAGCAGAGAAAGAGCUGGAGGACCUCCGGAACCGGCGGCAGAUUGAGGAGGAACAAUGCGGAUCUCGUCCUGGUCUUGGAACGACGGGCCAGCUUUUUACUCUCGCAAGGAUCCUGGAGGGGGCCUGGGAGUACGCUCAUCCGGUCUACAUGUGCUUUGUGGAUUUGGAGAUGCUGUGGGAGGUGCUGCGGGAGUAUGAGGUGAGGGGGUCUCUACUCAGGGUCAUCCAAUCUCUCUACUCCCAAAGCGAGAGCUGUGUCCGGGUUCUCGGUAGCACGUCGGACCGAUUUCCGGGAACAAUGGAGCGUGAGAUGGGCCGGAGUAUCGGAGCAGCGAGAGCGGUACUGCAGUCGCUUUACUGCGCUGUUGUGGCGAAAAGAGAGCUGAGCCAGAAGGCAAAGCUCUCUGUCUAG